AUGGAAAGUGAUGAAAAGCCCCAGGGUCUUCCUGCCAAGACUGCUGCAAAGGACUUUGGCAUCAGCAUUGGUGGCCGGCCUGGGUGGCUGGAGGAUGCCCAGGGCCCCCACCCGUACCCAGCCCCGCUGGGAGUCGCCAGCAUCACGGACGGCACCCAGGAAGCCCGAGUCCCCCUGGACGGGGCCUUUUGGAUCCCGAGGCCCCCGACUGGAUCUCCCAAGGGCUGCUUCGCCUGCGUGUCCAAGCCCCCUGCCCUGCAGGCUCCCGCAGCCGCAGCCCCUGAGCCCUUGGCCUCGCCCCCCAUGGCACCCACUCUGUUCCCCAUGGAAUCCAAGGGCAGCAAGACAGACAGCAUGCGAGCCACGGUGGCCCCCCAGGCCUGCAAGCACUCGGCUGAGAAGAAGAUUAUGAGCAACCCCACCACAGUGAUUGAGAUCUGCCCCGACACCACGGAGGUGAACGAUUACUACCUAUGGUCCAUCUUCAACUUUGUCUACCUCAACUUCUGCUGCCUGGGCUUCAUCGCCCUGGCCUACUCCCUCAAAGUCCGCGACAAGAAGCUUCUCAAUGACCUGAAUGGGGCCGUGGAGGACGCCAAGACCGCCCGACUGUUCAACAUCACCAGCUCUGCCCUGGCUGCUUCCUGCAUCGUCCUUAUCUUCAUCUUCCUGCGGUACCCGCUCACUGACUACUGA
Molecule: messenger RNA, 696 nt
Organism: Chrysochloris asiatica (Cape golden mole)
Lineage: Eukaryota; Metazoa; Chordata; Mammalia; Afrosoricida; Chrysochloridae
Gene: IFITM10
Product: interferon induced transmembrane protein 10
Cellular component (GO): plasma membrane
Source: RefSeq, a predicted model, not a curated record